Molecule: messenger RNA, 192 nt
Organism: Penicillium robsamsonii
Lineage: Eukaryota; Fungi; Ascomycota; Eurotiomycetes; Eurotiales; Aspergillaceae
Exons: 2
Coding region: 1-192 (63 amino acids)
Source: RefSeq, a predicted model, not a curated record
AUGAAUCUGGGCGAAGAGACUCAGGCUUCAUUUGAGAACUCCAAAAACAGUCUUGUCGCUGAGGAGCGAAGCUACUGGAUUGUCGGGCUUGGAUCAUACUGUAUGUCUUCUGUCAACGUCUGGAACACCAUGGUUGAAUACAUGAGCUUCCACGACACUGGCGUCCGGCCAAGAAGGGGCGCUAAUGCGUAG